UCCUGCUCGGCCCCGGACCUUCGCCCGGCGUCGUCUCGCCCCCUGGCAGGGGUCGCUGAGGGUCGAAGCCCGGCGGCAGCCCUCUGGCCGCCUCCGUCUUGAGCCUUCCUCGCCCGAGCGGGAAGGAUGUCCUCUCCUUGGAUGGAGCCAAGGGUUUUAACUCGUUUCUGAAGCGGGCCCUUUUUUGAAGUAUUGAAAGAAACGCAUCGUUCCUGGAGGCAUUUGUGACAACCGACUGUGCGUCCUUAUACAGUCAAAAUGGCUUUGGGAGACAAAGCGGCAGUUGCUGUAAAGCCUUAUCCUGGGUAGAGAAAGGUGUAUUUUAUCUCUCCUUACAGACACGGAAGGAAGCAGUUAGAGGGGUCAACACGUGCCAAGUCGAGUUGCGUUUGUUUUCUGUGUUUUGUUCCCAGAAGUAACUACCAUUUAAAAUAAGCACAAACAAGCUCAAGCCAGACGAAUUAAGAACCAGUGUAAUCCAAAUAAUUACAUCUAAAUUACUUGCAGUAAAUCGGUCUUUUUUUUUUUUGACAUCUUAUCAUGCGCAUAACCAAAUAUUUGUUGUACAGCAUUAUUAUCAUAAAGACAAUAAAUCUGCCGCGUUAUGAAAACCGGUGAACGUUCUUUCUGCGUUGACAGGGUGGACUAUGAACGUAUACAAGCCGUCGGCCCCGACAGGGCAGCUUCAGAAUGGCUGGUGGGGUGCGGUGUGGUUCGCUAUCAAGGCUAUCAGAAGUGGCAGCGGGACUACAACGGUCUCCCCACUGGGCCGUUAGGGAAAUACAAGAUCGAAGCAAUUGAUGCCACUGACUCUUGCAUCAUGUACAGAGGAUUUGACUAUUUGGAUGGCCUUGAACAUGUUACAGAAAUCAAGCUGCAGAAAUGUAUUUAUAUACAGGAUGAGUGUCUGCAGAGGCUCAGUGAGACUAAGAAUUUACAGAGGAGUCUCCUGCAGCUGAAGAUAAUUUCCUGUGGGAAUGUCACAGAUAAAGGCAUCAUUGCACUUCACAAGCUGAUGAACCUUGAAUAUUUGUAUCUGAGUGACCUUCCUGGAAUAAGAAAGAAAGAAACUACUUUUCAUAUGCUACAGCAGGCAUUGCCAAACCUAGAGCUGGAACUGGAUUUAGAAUAAAACCAAUUUCAUGUAAUUGAGAGUGCCUGCAUUGAACAAGUUUAUUCUACACCAGGCUGACACCAUUGGAGAGGACUUUUAAACAACUGGAGUAUCAUCAAAUGAGCCAAUGAAGCAUUCAUUUGUGAAAACUAAUUGUCUUGGACUUCAGUGAUUCCACAGCCUUGUGACAGCGUUGACUGAAAGGCAGGACCACGUUGCUCCAAGGCCUGCAAUCACAACUGCCCAGGGGUUAUACUGCAAAGAGCUCACAGAAAUUCAGCUGGUGGGAGCAGUUUUGGAAGGAGGAGUACCCAGCUGCUGUGUCCCUUCCACUCCUAGGCUCUUGGUUUCCCUGCUGUGCAGCAGAGUGGCCAUGAUGAAUUGUGGUCAACAUAGGCAGGGGCUUUGAAAAAUACAUAUUUCUGUGUAGCUCCCCAUCCAAAUGCCUAGACCCUGUCACUGCUUUAUUUGGGGAACUGCAAAUUGAGAUUUGCACAAGCAAAAAGAAGUAGAACAACAGGGAACGCACUGAACAAGGAGGUGGGAAAAGCACUUUGUUUCACAAAUAGAUUUGCUCUGUGCCAGCGUCUGUAUGUCCACUGUAUGCCGGCCGACUUUGAGCGUGGGUUCUGCAUUGAGUGCGAGAGCAGAAAUGAGUCCCAGCAUCGUAGCUAGAGGGUGCUGUGCAAACAUCUACGAGGAUCUGAAACUCCAACCAGGCCACAGCACUGAGCCUCAGCCAGGGAUCCUUCCCAAAAUGUUAAGCAAGAUAAAAAUCAACAACUAACUCCCCUGCUCUCAUCCAACACGAUGGACCAGCCCAGGGCUCUGAUGAGUAACUGGCAGGAGCCACUGUUUGUUUUGGACGUGGCCGCAUGGCAGCGUGGGCAUGCUUUGUUGGCAGCUUUGUUCACUGGGAGGGCGAGCAGGGCUCUGUCAGCUGCGCUCUCCAUACUAAUGCAGUGUUUCAGCAUUUGCAAAGGGAAAGGGUUCCUGAGAGGCAGCCUGUCCACAUAAACAGUCUUUUCUGUUCUGACUACUGGAAGGAGACAGGCUAA
Molecule: messenger RNA, 2172 nt
Organism: Struthio camelus australis
Lineage: Eukaryota; Metazoa; Chordata; Aves; Struthioniformes; Struthionidae
Source: RefSeq, a predicted model, not a curated record